Molecule: messenger RNA, 388 nt
Organism: Mangifera indica (mango)
Lineage: Eukaryota; Viridiplantae; Streptophyta; Magnoliopsida; Sapindales; Anacardiaceae
Product: defensin-like protein 296
Exons: 2
Coding region: 19-279 (86 amino acids)
Source: RefSeq, a predicted model, not a curated record
CAUACUCACCAAGAGAAAAUGGCCAAAGCUUCUUCCAAAACUGGAUCAUUCACCUUGCUCACCAUCUUCAUUGUUUUUGGUUUACUAAUUAACAUGAAGCUGCCAGGGGUAGAAGCACAAUUGCGGUGCAAAAGCGUUGCAGAUUGUACGGAUCUCAGAUGUACUGACGGCCCUGUUCAGUGUAGUAAUGGCAUAUGUGUAUGCGGUGAUGUUGCUGCAGUUGAUAAGUUGUCAACUUCAGCUAAUUGUAAAACCACAUCCAACUGCAAGAAAGAUUAAUGUUCUUGCUCUUAAGUGCAUCGAAAGCGACCUAUAUGUCGAUGUGAAACCCUAAUUUAUUUUUCUUUUCACCAUCUUGAAUAAAAUUUUAAAAUACUAAUUUAGUUGU